Anneissia japonica is the source of this 4032-nucleotide messenger RNA. Its product is annotated as leucine-rich repeat-containing protein 58-like. NCBI's taxonomy places the organism in Eukaryota, Metazoa, Echinodermata, Crinoidea, Comatulida, Comatulidae. The record is from RefSeq and is a predicted model, not a curated record. The transcript is spliced from 3 exons. Gene Ontology annotation, molecular function: protein binding. Bases 234 to 1289 code for a protein of 351 amino acids.
CAUAAGCAAAGUGACGUCAUUAACCAUUAAAAAAAAACUGCCACCAUAAUGUUUUCUGGGACGUUGAAGGAAUAUUUCUAUGUGGAUUUUGAUUCAUAAUAAAGUGUUGGUGGUGGUGUGAAAAUGGACGUACAUUCGAAACCAAAUCGUACAACUUGUUUCAUGGGCUAAGGCCUAGGAUAGCCUGGUUUUGGGACAAACGGUAGCCUCCUAGGCCUCAACUGCUGGUGGCAAUGGAGGUAACAACGGCGGAUGCGGCGGACCUUUCCUUCGUAGAUCUCUCACGCCGGGGAUUGGAGGUUUUCACUGGAGAUGGUAUUCACGAUCGGAUCGCCAACAAAGCAGCAUUGAAAGGACUAAACAUAAGCAGGAAUUUGCUCACAACGCUACCAUAUAAUCUUGUCCAGUUUUCUGGAUUAGUUGAAAUUGAUAUCAGCAACAAUAACGUAGCGAUAAUUUCUGAAGAAAUAGCACAGUUACGAAAUCUGAAAACGUUUACAGCUAAAAACAAUGUGAUUCAUCAAGCGUCCUUACCCAAAAAUUUCGGCGAGUGUCCAGCUCUAGAAGUCCUGAAUUUAAGUGGCAAUAGUUUUGUUGAUUUCCCACUUCAAGUGACGGAAUUAACAAAUCUAAAAGCUCUGUACAUCGGAAGCAAUUUCAUUACUGAAAUUCCCCGAGAGAUUGAGCUUCUGAGAAGGUUGGAGAUAUUGUACCUUGGUGGUAACCGACUUCAUGAGCUGCCUGGAGAAAUCGGAGCACUGAAACAGUUAACAACCCUUGCACUCAGCGAUAACAAACUGGAGCGUCUCCCCUCUGAACUGACCAGACUUACAAAUUUACAAUCGCUCAGUUUGCAUAACAAUCAAUUAACAACACUUCCAACCCAAAUUAUCACCCUGAAUAAUUUGUGUGCCUUAAGUCUACGUGGAAACCCAUUGGUGGUGCGGUUCGUCCGCGAUUUCGCUUGGCAGCCACCAACGCUCCUGGAGCUUGCCGCUCGCUCAGUGAAGAGUCAGCAAUUGAUGUAUUCAUAUAGUGAUCUACCUGUGAACCUUUGCCAUUACUUGAAUCAGGCCAAGAAGUGCGUUAACCCUGCUUGUAAAGGUGUUUAUUUCAACUCAAAAGUAGAAAACAUCAAGUUUGUUGAUUUUUGCGGUAAAUAUCGUCUUCCACUGAUGCAAUACCUGUGUUCCCCACAAUGCCGAACUUCAUCACCUUCAUCCAGCAGUUCAGAAUCGGAAUCAGAUGACGAGGACAAAAAUCGGAUCAAGAAAGUUCUUCUCGGCUGAACCAACCAGCACGAUUGAGGAAUCCUACCUGCAGUUUUAAUAUCUUGUCAUAAUUUGUACAUUCUACCCAGGCCUGAUUCUACCACCGGUAUUAAGGGAUUCUCAAGCAUACAAUAAAUCCUGGGGUCAUUGUUUUUUAUUGUGAAUCAUAAAAUAAUUUCUUUUUAAACAAAUAUUCUUUCUUCAUUAAGUCUAAAAUAAUCUUUAAACAUCAAUUACUGUUAGUCAAAGACUCUUGCAUACUUAAUCUGGCCACAGAUAUGCAAGGACUAGGCGUAACAUUUCUUGAAAAAUCUCAAUAUAUGGUGGCUAUUAUCUUUUAUAGAAUCAGGAAACUUAUGACAAGGUUCUCAAGUUUAAAUUUAAAAGUAAUUCCCCAGCGUGUACCAGCACUGCUCUGUGAUAAUAUCUACCUCAUUUAAAAUAACUAUUAGUCUAUAAAUUUCAUUACAAAUAUGCUAAAUAGUGAAAAAUAAUGUGAAAAGGUACUUACAAGCGAAAUGAUUUAGAGUUGGACACAAAGCUAUCAAAAAGAAAAUUUUCUAUAUAGUCUGUCAGUUCCUCAUAAUUUUUUUCUAAGUUACUUUCAUUGCCGUUGACCUUAGCAAAUGUUUUUUUUUUUCUUUUUUAUAUCCGGCAUAAUGACCUUUACCCCAAGGACAACCAGAAAAUACGAGUUUUCAAGAGUGCAAAAUGGGUUGUUCCAUAGAUCGCAUUUGUUCCAACCUUGCAACAUGUAAUCUCAGUCUCCCAAAUUUUCAGAAAACAACCCAAAAAUACAAAGUACUAAUUUAGAGGCUUUUUGAUACCAAAUAUAUCUGCGUCACUAUUUUUCCUUUGUACUCCGACUUUAUCAACGAAGUAGGCGUACAAAUACUUUCAGAUUGUCGCCGACAUUUCAAAAGAUUAGAAUGCAUGUCUGAAAAAACUUGGAUUUUAACAUUGGAACGGCUGCAAAUGUGGGUUGUCUUAAUAAGGAUAACCAGUCAAACAAUAGGAAUUGCUCAUGAAUGGUUUACGUGGUUACAUCUUGCAAAACACUAGCAAGUCCGUCACUCCCGUGGUAGUGGGAACCUGUGGUUUGUGCCAAGUACUGUAGAGGGAAUGUCAUGAAACUUUAAUUUUAUGAUUUACGGUCAAAAAAGUUAAACCGACCAUAAAUUUUCAACGUGUCAACACACGAUAAUGAUUAUAUUCAUUCAACGGUAGAUAAUUUUGAAUGCAUAAAUUAUGUUUUAUUACAUUUUUUUUUACUAUCAAAUAUCGAUUCACAUUUUUAAAAUUUUUUGAUUUAAUGUCAUUUGUUCUUAAAAAAGUACUUCUGCUGAGUAGACAAUACACAUAUAAUAAUACACAUAUAAUAAUAAUAAUAAUAGGUCAAACAUUAGUACAGUAUAUCUAAAAGCUAUUUUUGCAUGGAAUUAAUCUUGACCAAGAGACAAAGGAAAACGUUUUCUUGGUCAUCUAAAUACUGUAACAUGGCUAAAUAACAGUAGAAUUUUGCGCAUGUAGGUUUUAAUAUCCGCAGACACAUUCUGUGAAAAACAAUGGCGUAUCUAAGGGGUGCACAUGCCCCUUGAGAAACUUAUGUCCCCACUGCCCAUUGAGAAUUUUCCCCCUCGGUCAUCACAUCCCCCAAUUUCAAGUCUGGUAAUCCUUCUUUUUAGCCCACAUUCACUCAGUUAAGCCUACUGUGUGGCUUAGUUAAUUUGAUCAAUAAUAAUGUUGAGCUUUGUCCACUCAAUUAAAUUUUAUGUGACAAAUUUGUGUCGCAUCAAAUUUGACAGUGUGGACAGAGCAUUAAAGAGGUUGCCCGGGAAUUAUUUUCGAUUUAUACAAAUUAAUACUUUCCCAUUUAAAAAAAAAAAAAAAAAUUAUAUGAUUGACUUUAUAAAUUUAGCUUAUAUUUAGAGCAUUAACUCAUUUUAAGUGUGCAUAAAAAUGCACAAUGCACCCCAGCUAUUUUGAGUAUUAAUAUUGAAUUAGAAUAUUAAUUUUUAACUGUUGAUAAUCAAUUUCCAGUAUGUUGAAGGUGCUAGUAGUGUGUGCCAAAGAUAGGGAGAAGAAGACGUUCACAUUAUGAUUAGGUAUCAGUCUAACCUUGCUUACCGAUUCAUAAAGAGAUGAAUUUUUACAUAUUUUCAUAAUUACAUUGACAUUGUAUCAGUAACAAUAAAAUACAGUUUGGUACUUUUUCAGAGUUUAUUUAGAUGUUAUUGUAGCUGUUGCUGUUUUGCCAACAGCUUUAUUCAAUGAACUGUUCUAAAAAGAUAUAUUUUAUUAUUAUAUUAUCUGCAUUACAGCCAGACUCUGGAGGAAAAAUACUAUAUUUAUGUUGUACAAACCUUUAGUAUCUUAUUAGCUGUUGCCAAUUAUUUAUCAAGCACACCUUUAUUAUCUUAGAAAUUCUUUUGUACAACAUGGCAUACAUUUUUUCCUCCAGAAUCAGGUUUUAAAGCAAUGAACCAUGUGCAAGAAAUAUAUGUUGUAUAUAGAUAGCAAAUCCAAUUAUGUUGAGCAUGCUUUAAUGGUUCGAUAUUACAACUGACUAUGCUGUAAUCUUGCUGGAUAUUAACCAGUACAAAGCCAAAUUCUGCAUGGCAAUUUGAAAUUGAUAAUUUAGAAAUUAAAUUUUUACCAAGUUAUUGUUCAUUAAUCUUGAGAAAUCGGGGGAUAAACCAAGUAACCUAGGUAAUGGAUUGCAUUGUAAUAAAAUAAAGCCAAUAGCAUGAGCCAAAUAUUA